UCACGUAAGCCCCUCCUCUAACAGCUUGUGUUUUUUCCUCCCCUUCUCAGUUCUCCGCUGCCUGCGACGCCAUAUUGACAAAAAACACCCUUUCUCCAAAACGCCUGAAACGCUCUCUCCGCCAGAAUGUUGUACCUUGAGGACUACCUCGAGAUGAUCGAGCAGCUACCCAUGGAUCUUCGCGACAGGUUUACGGAAAUGAGAGAGAUGGACCUGCAAGUGCAGAAUGCGAUGGAUCAGCUAGAGCAGCGGGUUAAUGAGUUCUUUACUAACGCCAAGAAGAACAAGCCUGAAUGGAGGGAGGAACAGAUGGAAAUUAUUAAAAAGGAUUACUAUAAAGCUUUGGAAGAUGCAGAUGAAAAGGUCCAGUUAGCCAAUCAAAUUUAUGAUCUGGUUGAUAGACACUUGCGGAAGUUGGAUCAGGAGUUGGCGAAGUUCAAAAUGGAGUUGGAGGCAGAUAACGCUGGCAUAACAGAAGUCCUGGAGAGACGUUCACUGGAGAUGGACAGCCCCUCCACACCUGUCAAUAACCACCACGUACAUUCACACGCCACUGUGGAGAAGAGGAAGUACAGCACGCCAGCCCACCACACUACUGAACACGUACCAGAAAAGAAGUUUAAGUCAGAGGCCCUUCUCUCCACACUCACGUCAGAUGCCUCUAAAGAAAACACACCGGGUUGCAGAGUGAACAGCACAUCCUCUUCUAACAGCGUGUAUAACGUAAACUCCUCCCAGACGCUUUCCUCCUACAACUUGAGCCCACUUCCUGCCGGGCCCACUGCAGGGGCGGGGGCCAUUUCCAUGGCAGCAGCUCAGGCAGUGCAAGCCACAGCACAGAUGAAAGAGGGCAGGAGAACAUCCAGUCUCAAGGCCAGCUAUGAAGCUGUGAAGAACAAUGAUUUCUUGGGGCGGGAGUUUGCUCUGAGCCGGGACACCAGCGGUUACUCGUCUUCUGCACUGGCUAACACACUCACACAGCCCCUCACGUCCAACAACAGCUCGGACUCUCGCACAGGACGCAAGACCAAAGGCAACACUAAGUCUUCCAACCACCAGUCCUCUUCAUCAUCCUCUUCCUCUUCACUGUCGUCCUGCUCGUCAUCGUCAGCAUUGGCUCAUGAGCUGGUACAGACCACCAUCACAGAAACGGACACCAGCAGUCAGGUGGACUGGACCUACGACCCAAACGAACCCAGAUACUGCAUCUGCAACCAGGUGUCAUACGGAGAGAUGGUCGGCUGCGAUAACCAAGACUGUCCGAUCGAGUGGUUCCACUACGGCUGCGUAGGUUUGACCGAGGCACCCAAAGGGAAGUGGUACUGCCCACAGUGUACGGCAGCCAUGAAGAGGAGGGGAAGCCGUCACAAAUAAACACCAAGUCCCCUGGGUCGACCUCUCUGAAAUGACUCCACUCGACUGAGAGCGUACAUGUUACAUCACUAUGCGAUCAGGGUGUGUAGAUGCGAGAGAGAGAUGUCGAUGCCUGAAAGAUGGUGUGGCUGCUGUGUGUGUGUGUUUGUGUAAAUCACAACCAGGUUGGGUGUUUUUAGCUGGUGAAUCCAAGCGCACCCUGCCCUCAAAACUUUUCCUGUUUUUCUGUUUUUCUCUUCAUCUCCAUUAAUCUUUAUGGAGGCGGGUGGGCAUGAUGGUAUUGAGAAGCCCAUGUUUUUUAACAUUCAAGACAUUCCUCAGCUUGCCAUGCGUGAUGACCCUUCGCAUCUGGCAGCUCCUGCUAAUCCAUAUCGGCAUAGUAUGGAUUGAAAUGAUGCAGACUGGGAAUUGUAGUCCUGAACUGCUUCAUGGACUACAAGUCUCAGGACAUUCAGCUCUGACUAAUCUUAAAGGAUACUGUUAUGAAUGGAUUACAACGGCAACAGUGAUGCCUCGUUGCUCACCAGUGAAAAUGAUGAUUUUGUGGAAAUAUUUGUAUGUAAUGGAUAGAUCAUGUAUUGUGCUCCGCUUAAAGGACAGAAUGUUUCUUAUUUUACCGAGGAGCUCUUAAGGUGUACAAUAGAACAAAUGAACAACUGUGACCUGUGUGUAUGUUUGUGUGUCUGUGUCUAGCUUAUACUGCACUGAUGUGGUGAUAUGUUUUGCAAGAUGUGGGGGAAAAAAACAAAACAAUAAAAUGAUCAAGAACUUUUGGUA
Molecule: messenger RNA, 2151 nt
Organism: Cyprinus carpio (common carp)
Lineage: Eukaryota; Metazoa; Chordata; Actinopteri; Cypriniformes; Cyprinidae
Product: inhibitor of growth protein 3-like
Biological process (GO): regulation of DNA-templated transcription
Cellular component (GO): NuA4 histone acetyltransferase complex
Source: RefSeq, a predicted model, not a curated record